CAGACGCAGAAAGAUACGUAUGGUGUCAUCUCUGGCUUCUCUUAACGUACCACCCUCACUGAGAGCCAGUCGGAUUCACCGUCAGACCUCACAAUCUUCAUGUGACGAGAAUUUCAGAACAGAUCUCCAAUUCAACUUCAAAACCCCAUUUGAACUCAGACAGCUCCACUCUCACAUAAUUAAAACCAACAAUUCUUACUCUGUUCUUCCUCUCCCUAGAGUUGGCUUGGUCUGUGCUUUUUCUCCAAGCUUCACUUACGCUCAAGAAAUCUUCGAAUGGGUCGAUAAGCCAGAGAUUGUAAUAUGGAAUUCUUGCUUGAAAACCUUUGCAGAGGGGGAUUCCCCGAUUGACACAAUCUAUCUCUUCUAUCGGUUGCGCCAUUUUAAUGUCCUACCCGAUACGUUCACUUGUUCAUUCGUUCUCAAAGCUUGUUCGCUCUUAUCGGAUCUCUUGAACGGUAGAAUCGUACAUGGGUUGGUUGUGAAACUUGGGUUCCAAUCAGAUCUAUUCUUGCAAAAUACGCUCGUUCAUAUGUAUGCCUGUUCUGGAUCAAUGGAUGAUGCUCGGCGUCUGUUCGAGAAAAUGUCGCAGAGAGAUAUUGUAACGUGGAAUAUAAUGAUAACCCAGUUGAUAAAACGUGAGCAGGUUGAUAAGGCCCAAGAAUUGUUCGAUAAAAUGCCUGAGAGAAAUGUGAGGUCUUGGACGUCAAUGAUUGCAGGUUAUACCCAGUGUGGUCAGCCGAAGAAGGCUAUUGAUCAUUUCACGCAGAUGGAAGCAGCAGGGUUGAAACCCAACGAGGUGACGGUUGUGGCUGUUCUGGCAGCUUGUGCGGAUUUGGGUGCAUUGGAUUUGGGUAGAAGGGUUCAUCAGUACUCGAACAGAUGUGGGUUCAAGAGGAAUGCUCGCGUGUGCAACACUUUGAUUGACAUGUACAUCAAUUGUGGAUGCCUGGAGGAUGCACGCGGAGUCUUCAAUGAGAUGGAAGAACGAACAGUGGUGUCCUGGUCAGCCAUGAUUGGAGGACUUGCAAUGCACGGCCAAGGCAAGGAAGCCCUGAGCCUCUUCUUCAGGAUGACCGAAAUAGGCAUCAAGCCUAAUGCAGUCACCUUCAUAGGCCUUCUACAUGCUUGUAGCCACAUGGGUUUGAUAAGUGAAGGUCGCAGGUUCUUCGCCAGCAUGACUAGUGAUUACAGGAUUACACCUGAGAUUGAACACUAUGGUUGUAUGGUGGAUCUACUAAGUCGUGCUGGGCUACUUGAAGAAGCUCAUGAGUUCAUCCUGAACAUGCCCAUCAAGCCUAAUGGGGUUGUGUGGGGGGCUCUCCUUGGGGGCUGCAAAGUGCACAGGAACAUUGAGUUGGCUGAGGAAGCGAUCAAACACCUUAUUGAGUUGGACCCCAUGAACAAUGGGUACCAUGUAGUUUUGUCAAACAUAUAUGCGGAUGCAGGGAGGUGGAAGGACACAGCAAGAGUGAGGAAGAUGAUGAGGGAUCGAGGUGUGAAGAAAACGCCCGGAUGGAGCUCGAUCACCAUCAAUGGUAUUGUUAACAAGUUUGUGGCUGGGGAUGGAGACCAUCCCCAAGCCGAAGAGAUGUAUCAUGGAUGGGAAGAACUGCUAGUGAAGAUGAAGCAACAAGGGUAUGUGCCGGAUACUUCAGUAGUCUUGCUUGACAUGGAUGAGCAUGAGAAGGAGCUUGUUCUAUAUCGCCACAGUGAGAAGUUGGCCGUUGUUUACGGGUUGAUGAAGACACCACCAGGAACACCCAUCAGGAUAAUGAAGAACCUUCGGGUUUGUGAGGACUGUCAUGUUGCUUUGAAAAUUAUAUCGGCUAUUGUUGAUCGAGAGAUAGUUGUGCGUGAUCGGAAUCGAUUCCAUCGCUUCAAAGAUGGUUCUUGUUCUUGUAAAGAUUAUUGGUAAUGAAAUUCAACUUAAAUCA
This is a messenger RNA of Telopea speciosissima, 1937 nucleotides long. RefSeq names its product pentatricopeptide repeat-containing protein At5g66520-like. The record is from RefSeq and is a predicted model, not a curated record. Gene Ontology annotation, biological process: RNA modification. The coding region runs from base 20 to 1918 and encodes 632 amino acids. Lineage: Eukaryota; Viridiplantae; Streptophyta; Magnoliopsida; Proteales; Proteaceae. The transcript has a single exon. Gene Ontology annotation, molecular function: RNA binding; zinc ion binding; protein binding.